UGAAAUAACUGUCUAUCAAAAUUGAUGUUCGUAGCCGGAAUAUGUACUAUUUUCAAUGAUUCUUUGGUUGUUGCACGGCAGCAGCGCACCCGUUAUAUAUAUCGGCAACAGCCUGGGGCACGUUGCUAGGCGGAAUUUGUGGUACCAUUUUAAAUGGCGACAGCCCCAAAACGAAAAGGCGACCCAGGCGCAGUGAUUGGUGCAAGUUCUUCCCAGGAUCUGGCCACUGAUACGAACUCGGGGCGUCGGCAGGAGCAGAAGGUGUACACGUUCAAUAACGAGAAGCCGCCGCAGCAGGCCAAGACCAGUCCCUCUGGCGGUGCCGUUCCGGCCAAAGUCGAUGAGAAGGCCAAGCCACAGAAGACGAUACUCGAGGAGCAUGGCAUCAUAUUGGGCAAGGUGAUUGGCACCGGCAACUAUGCGAAGGUCAAGAUCGGCUUCUCCGAGGAGUACGGCAAGCGGGUGGCCGUCAAGAUCAUUUCGAAGGUCAAGGCACCGCCGGAGUACACGCAAAAGUUUCUGCCGCGCGAAAUCGAGGCGGUGAAGGGACUGCACCAUGACAAUCUGAUAACCUUCUAUCAGAGCAUAGAGACGAGUCAUAGAGUAUAUUUAAUUAUGCAGCUGGCAGAGAAUGGCACACUGCUGGACUAUGUGCGUGAGAAGAAGUUCCUGGACGAGACGCAGUCACGGAAGCUAUUCAGGCAGCUGAUCAGCGCCGUCGAGUAUAUACACAGCAAGGGCGUGGUCCAUCGGGACAUCAAGUGCGAGAAUCUGCUGCUGGACGAGGACUGGAAUCUGAAGCUAAUCGAUUUCGGAUUCGCACGCAAGGACACGCGCUCCUCCGACAAUCAGGUGGUGCUCUCGAAAACGUUUUGUGGCAGCUACGCCUACGCCAGUCCCGAGAUACUUAAGGGCGUUGCCUACGAUCCCUUUAUGUCCGAUAUCUGGGCCUGUGGCGUCGUCUGCUACGCCAUGGUCUUUGGCCGCCUGCCCUACGACGGCUCCAACGUGCACAUACUGCUGAAGCGCAUCAACCAGUCGCUGGUGUUCCCCAAGACCCCGCCGGCCACCAGUGAGUGCAAGCACAUGAUAAUGCAUGUGCUGGCGCCCGUCAAGAUUCGAUAUAAUGUGCCGCAGGUGAAGGAGGAUCCCUGGUUCACGAGCAAGUAGUAAAAGAUCCAGCCAGUUGCUGCCGUGGCAGCAACCAAGUGGAGCCAUUCCAUCCAUUUCAAAUUAACAGUCAAUUAAAUACAAAUAAAUGUUUUUACGACAAGUUA
Drosophila obscura is the source of this 1277-nucleotide messenger RNA. Its product is annotated as testis-specific serine/threonine-protein kinase 4. Gene Ontology annotation, cellular component: cytoplasm. The transcript has 4 exons. The record is from RefSeq and is a predicted model, not a curated record. Gene Ontology annotation, biological process: intracellular signal transduction; microtubule cytoskeleton organization; protein phosphorylation. Gene Ontology annotation, molecular function: protein serine/threonine kinase activity; tau-protein kinase activity; ATP binding. NCBI's taxonomy places the organism in Eukaryota, Metazoa, Arthropoda, Insecta, Diptera, Drosophilidae. The coding region runs from base 154 to 1170 and encodes 338 amino acids.